Molecule: messenger RNA, 1611 nt
Organism: Clarias gariepinus (North African catfish)
Lineage: Eukaryota; Metazoa; Chordata; Actinopteri; Siluriformes; Clariidae
Gene: fsip1
Product: fibrous sheath interacting protein 1
Exons: 11
Coding region: 67-1449 (460 amino acids)
Source: RefSeq, a predicted model, not a curated record
AUUGUUGUAGAUGUUUUGUUGUCAGUCUACAGGAUCCAAAUAAAGUAUCCACUCAAAAAUGGGAAGAUGGAUAUUACCAAGGGCAGUCUGGAUGAUAUAUCUCGACCAGCUUCCAGUGAGCGUUCUCGACCUGGGAGUCGAGUGUCCAGUAUUAUCCUCUCAGAGGGGGUGAGAAUGAAUCAGGACAGGAUUGGGGCCCUGGAGGUCCUCAGCUCUGAGCAGAGCACUGAAACUCAGGAUCUCCAAAACAUAGAGAAGAAUAGCCUGGACUGCCUAUCAGAAAUCAUGGCCCCUGACCAAAAUGUAUCUGAGGGGGAGAAUAAAGAUCCAGAGUUGCAAAAGGCCAUCAUAAAAAUGAAAAAACUGGACAGAAUCCUGGCUACCAAGAUCUCCAGUGAAAAAGAAGUCAAAAAGCAAGGCAGAGAGCUCCACCAGAGACUCUGGAAGGAACUAAAGGAUCACAAACCUGAGCGGAUAUCAGAGUGGACAGAUGAAGCCGAAAAUACGAGAUUGUUCCUUGCACUUACCGCCAACACCUCCAAGAAUUGCAGUGAAGAAGUGGACUUUGAGCCUGUGUUUGGAACCCAAGUCCCAGAUCAACAGAAUGACCCAAGAUGCGAAGAUGGCAAUAAAGUCUCUGCAUUGGAGAUUGGAGUGCACGGCAAGACUUCAGACUCUGUUAAAGUGGAUUGUGACUUGAAAGACGUUAAACAGACACAAAGCCAGUGCAGUGUAAUGAGCAAGAGCAAGCAUAGACAAGAUUUCAUCAAGAAAAAUAUUGAGCUAGCCAGUAGUGGAGGAAGUUUGGGACUGUUGACACAGGAAGAGAAAAAACGAUUAGAGGAACUCCUCAAGGACAUAGAUGAAGGGGAGCAUUCUGUCAGUCCUACUUCCGAACCAGAGACAGACCUUUCCCUGUGUGCUGUGUCCACAACAUUGGAUGCAGGUUAUACACCCAAAGCAGCUGAACUUGACCAACUCUUUCACAUUGAUGCCAAACUGCAGCUUCUUCUUCCUGUUCAAGAAUUCCUGUCUGUGCGAGGCCCCUAUGCUUUCCACAGCUCUUCACAGGACAAAAGAGCUGGAGAACUAGGCGAGAGGGUCCUACAGGACAUGAAGGAGUCUCGAGAGCAGGAGGAGUGUCUGUGUGAAAUACAACAGCAGCUGCAGCUACUCACACAGAGACAACACCCAGAUAGACUGACUGAAGAACAAAUGAAGAGCUUGCUGUUGGAAUGUGAAAUGGCCUUGAGCAGAAGUUCUGAUGCAGGUACAGAAGGAUUCUUGGACUACAAACCCUAUAAUGUUGUAGAGGGUCAAAUAAUGUCACUGUUGGUCAGUACGCCACGUCUAUCAAGUUCUGCUCUCUCAGAGCUGCUGCAGGAAGCUUGUGAAUCUCCAACCUGCCCUGACCAUGAGCUGAGAACUGAGAAGAGCCCUUCCUUCUGAGAGGGAAAAAAACAAAAUUAAGUACCUUAUUUUCAUAAAGUUCAACUGAAAUAUGACUAAAAAAGUAAUUUAUUGCAACUUGAGUUAUGGGGAGAAAACAUUCCAGGCAUUUUUGCCCCCAAGUGCUAAAAUAAUUUUGUCUUCUGUUGCUUUCCCAGUUUU